Messenger RNA from Leishmania mexicana MHOM/GT/2001/U1103, 1980 nucleotides. Its product is annotated as putative replication factor C, subunit 1. Gene Ontology annotation, biological process: DNA replication. Gene Ontology annotation, molecular function: ATP hydrolysis activity; DNA clamp loader activity; DNA binding. Gene Ontology annotation, cellular component: nucleus; DNA replication factor C complex. The record is from RefSeq and is a predicted model, not a curated record. Bases 1 to 1980 code for a protein of 659 amino acids. Lineage: Eukaryota; Euglenozoa; Kinetoplastea; Trypanosomatida; Trypanosomatidae. The transcript has a single exon.
AUGCCGGUGGUGUCUGCAUCGGCGGUUGGCAUGGCGAACCCCGUGCCGAGUCGCAGCGAGCUGUGGGCAGACAAGUACAAGCCGCGCUCCAUUGCUGAGAUGUGCUACCCGGUCUGCGCGAACAAGCUGAAGGCGUGGCUGGAGGGCUUCACACCGAUCGGUAGCCCCGGCGAUGAUCCGAAGAAGCCGCAUGGCGUGCUCCUGUCUGGGUCUCCAGGUGUGGGCAAGACGACGACCGUGUACGUGGUAGCGCACGAGCUCGGCUGCACCGUUGUGGAGUACAACGCGAGCGACUUCCGCAGUCGCAAGUCGCUCAAGGAAAACGUGUCGGACCUCGUCAACAACCGCGCCUUUUCCGCGCGCGCCACAUCGUACACGAACGUGAUUCUGUUAAUGGACGAGGUGGACGGCUGCGACAUCGGCGGUGUCGGCGAGGUGAUCGAGAUGCUCAAGUCCACCAGCAUCCCGAUCCUGUGCACGUGCAACGAUCGCUGGCACCCCAAGCUGCGCUCACUGCUCAAUUACGUCGAGGACAUGCGCUUCAGCCACCCGCCGUGCAACAUCGUGGCGAACUACCUGUGCGACCGUGUCCUGGCGCGCGAGGGCAUUUCGCUCUCCAAGCCGCUCCUGCAGGAUAUUAUCAAGAAAUCCGGCAGCGACAUCCGAAGCAUGCUCAACAACCUGCAGCUCUGGUGUCUGAGCCGCACCUCGCUCGAGCAGCGGCAGCUGGCCGAGUGCGCCGCGCAGUCGACAAAGGACAGCGAUGCCGGCCUCUUCGACGCCGCCGAGUACUUCUUGCUGCAGGGCACGUCACGUGGGGAACGGCACUCCAUCGUGGAGAUGCAGGCCUGCUACUACAACGCCGACCUAGUCGACAUGUUUGUGCAGGAGAACUACCUGCACUACAACCCGCAGCCGGUGGAUGGGCGGGAUUGGAUGGAGGCUGUCUCGCAGGCCGCCACAUCCAUCUCGCGGUCGGACGCGGCGCAGAGAAUCAUGUAUUAUCAACAGAACUGGUCCGUGUCCCGCUUCCACGUCUUGUCCUCCAGCAUUGCCCCAUGUGUGUACACGCGCGGCAAGUACGAGACCUUCAUGACGGGGCAGCAGAAGUUCUUCGACAUGCAGCGACCGGUGAAGUUUCCGACGUGGCUCGGGCACAACUCCUCCGCGAACAAGAAUCGCCGUCUGCUGCGCUGCGUCGCCAUGCAGGCGUCGCACCCGGCGAAGGGCGUGUCCGGGAGCCAAGAGGACGUGGUGGUGGACUACAUACCGCACGGCUGGGAACGUCCGCUGACGGUGCCACUGGUGACGAAGGGGAAGGACGGCAUUGCCGACGUCAUCGCCUUCAUGGAUCAGUACCACCUCAUGCGCGAUGACUGGGACCUCGUGCAAGCGCUGCCGCACUACAAGCACAUGCAGUCCCCGAGCUCCAUGACGCCGCCGGCCAACAUCGCCACCGCCGUCAAGAGCGCCUUCACACGUGAGUUCAACAGGACGCAUCGCUUUGACAGCUUCGCGAAGAGCACGCUGAAGCGCGGCGAUGGGGAGACGCAAGACGACGACGAGGGCGGUCAGAGCAACGGCGCCGGCGCCAAUCGAAAGGCUGGGAAGGUGAUUGCGGACGGUGUGACGGCUGUGAGCGUCACGGGAGGCAAUGACGCCGCUGCCACGAAGAGGAAAGGAAAAGCAGCUGCGGGCGCUGCCACUACAUCGACGACAGCAACAGCGACACGCAAGCCACGGGCCAAGAAGAGCGCCCCGGCCGAAGGAGCUGCCAGGCCGACUGCGAAGAAGAAGGCCGCGACGAGCUCAACGCGGGCCACGGCCAAGGCAUCGACAGUGAAGACAACAGCGAAGCGAAAACGCGCGCGCGCGGCAUCAUCGGAGAGCGAGACAGACAGUGUGUCGUCAUCACCAUCGUCGUCCUCCUCAUCUGCGCCUUCUUCCUGCAGCAGCAGUGAUACCUCCGACAGUGAGUAG